This is a messenger RNA of Lottia gigantea (owl limpet), 984 nucleotides long. RefSeq lists its product as hypothetical. Lineage: Eukaryota; Metazoa; Mollusca; Gastropoda; Lottiidae. The coding region runs from base 1 to 984 and encodes 327 amino acids. The transcript has 9 exons. The record is from RefSeq and is a predicted model, not a curated record.
AUGGUUUCCCCUAAUAAAAACACAGUGGUGAAUAUUUCGAUAUUAAAAAGUGAAUUUUUGGCAUAUAAAUGUUUGAAUUUUCCUGGAACUAUAACACACUAUUUAAAAUUCUAUAAUGAACCGCGAGCGGUUUCGUUAUUACCCCCAAGGGCUCAUUCAGUAAGAACAGAUGAUUCGAACUCUAUGAAUCGUCCAAGUAGUGUAUUUUUAUUUGGUAUUAUACUCAAAGAAAUUGUUGCUGCUUUACACAGAAUAUACUUAAACCCCAAUGGUAACAUCUAUCCAGUAUUCAAUGAUAUGAUAGGACCUAACUCUUACAAUCUGUCCUUACUCGUUAAUGAUAGAAGAGGUCGUAUUGGUUUAGCCUCAAGAGACCAGUCAGCCAUGUUACAAGUAUUACAGUACAUCAUGGAAAAUUUCACUUACCAUAUGACUGAAAUUAUGCCAGCAACAGGUGUUUUAGGAACACAUCGUAAAUCAUCUGUAUUCGAAAUGAUCAAAAACAACAAGAGAUUUCCUGAUGGUUAUUUCUGGCAAAUUGAGUUGGAUCAGCUGCAGUUUAACGAGAGUGGCAAGUCAUAUAAUAUUGGUAAUGAUGAAGCAUUCUUAUUGUUAGUUGGCAUCUUUAUCUCGAGAAGUUUAAUAACAACGCUAUUAUUAAAGCCUAUAGAUUAUGGUUUAUCGACCAGUACACUGCCAGAUAAUGCUGAUGGUAAUUUAAAAGUAUUUGCUACUAUUAUGUUAUUUCUGGUAAGAAGAGUAUCUGUACCAAGAGGUCGACCGAUGAUGCCAAUGCCAGGAGAGAUUGUCAGAUAUGUUUAUUCUGAUGGAGAAUUUAGAACUGUACAUUUGAGGUUGAGAAGAUCGUAUGAAUAUUGUGAGAAUUUAUUGAGAGAUUGGGGUCAAGAAUAUGUAAAGAGAUUGAGAAAUGCCAUAACGUCUAAUUCAACAAAGGCACCUAACAAUCCUAUUAAAAGAAAUUAA